UCUUAAAGGUAAAAGCAGCGGUCCGUCUGCAGACUCAACCCCGCUGUCAGUCCACCAUUAAGAUCGACACGGUGGGAAAGAUUGAUUUAACAUUAUGAAAAUCCGUUUGUUGACGUCUGACGGAGAUAUUUAAACAGGAAUGCAGUCGGUCACAGUGGAGGAAGAUUAUGGUGACUCGGCAGGUUCAUCCACUGCUUCAGUGGUGCAGGUCUGCUUCCCCAGCGUGCAGUCUUCAGUCCUUGACAGUUUGAAUCGGCAGCGUGAGGAAGGCCAUCUCUGUGAUCUCUCCAUUCAUGUGCAGGGUCAAGUGUUUAAAGCCCACAGAUGUGUACUGGCUGCAUCGUCUCCUUACUUCCAUGACCAGGUGCUGCUGAAGAACAUGUCCACCGUCUCCAUCCCAGCAGUCAUGGAUCCCCUUGCUUUUGAGAGUGUCCUGAGUUGUGCUUACACAGGCAAGCUGCGUUUGCUUCGUGAAGACAUCGUGAACUACCUCACGGUCGGCAGCGUGCUUCAGAUGUGGCACAUUGUGGACAAAUGCACUGAGCUUCUCAAAGAGGGGAGAGGAGGUUCAAGUGGACCUCAGGGAAGUGACGAAAAGGUGAACGCUGGGCUCAGUGGCACCAUCAAGGUUGCCCAGGCGGAUGGAGAAGAUACGGCUUCUACUCCUCAACCUCCUAGCCGACCAUCAUUUAGCGAGAGCCAGUCUCCCAGCAGCACCAACUACUUCAGUCCUAGAGAGGGAAACUUCGGAGGGGCGAUGGUGACCACCGGCGGAGCAGUAGGAGAAAACGCUGUCCACUCUACUCCCACCUACUGCACUCCCUCCGGUGGAGAGGAAGGUUUUCUGAUUGAGGACGAUGAGGAAGACGAUGAGCUUUUGUUUCAGAGGAAAAGAGAACGGGGAGGUGGGAAGCGGAAGAGUUCAAUCUCCGUCUUGGAUCAAGAGGUUGGUGUGAGCGACAGUUUUGGAGUUUCUUCAUAUCAAGAUGGAGAUGCAUCGCCAUCACAAAAACGCCCGUCGUAUAGUCAGCCAAGCAUCAUGCCAAGAAAACAGUGGGUGGUGGUGAAGACGGAGCACUCGAGGGAUGAUGACCUCAUCGUGGUGUCAGGAGAGGAAGGAGGUGAGGAUGAAGAGGAACGAGAGAUGGAGAUGAUCAGAGAGAGAGACAGGACGUUUAACAUAUCAAAUGUAAGGACUCUAUCCGGCCUCCGAGAAGAUGCUGAAAUGGAGGCACAGGUUGACUAUUGCCAAUCUUCAGAAGACUACCUCAAGUUUGAGAGGGGUUUGAUGGACCAGACGUCCUCUCAUCCUCCUGAGAAUCCCACUCAAUGUACCACCAGGUCCGUUUCUGCCUUGCUCGGCCCCGUUCAGUCCACUUCCGCCCGGGCUCAGCUCUUUCCUCUGGAUAUGCAAGGAAACCAAAUUCUUCUGUACAAUCAGGCUGCUCUUGAAUCUUCAUCUCAAUUAGGUCUCACAGGAGGAAUGUCUGGUGCGUCCUUGAAAGGCAGCCUUGAGCACGGAGCGGUAAAUUUACCCAGCCAAGGAGCUUUGAGCGGCGGCAUCGAGGGAUUGGACAGCGGAGGGGGUGGUGGGUCAGGCAAGGUCUUCAUGUGUCACUGCGGGAAAACGUUCACGCACAAAAGCAUGCGAGACCGCCACAUCAACAUGCACUUGGACCUACGGCCCUUCCACUGCCCCGUCUGCUCCAAGAAGUUCAAGAUGAAGCAUCAUCUCACCGAACACAUGAAGACGCACACCGGUCUGAAACCCUAUGAUUGCCACAGCUGUGGGAAGAAGUUCAUGUGGCGCGACAGCUUUAUGAGGCACCGCUCACACUGUGAGAGACGCGGCGGGGGCACAAGGAUGGCGUCUGAUGGCUCUGUCAUCUCUCCGCCCCAUCACUUGAAGCUCUCAAGCGGUGAGCCCAGUCAGAGUCGAAGCGGGGUCUCGGUUUUAUCUCCUCAACAUUCAAUUAGUAGCAGCGGGGGCUCGUGUCUCGGCAUGCCGGGGCCUCUAUUAGGAAUAGGUUCUCAAAGUGGGGUGCACAACCUCGGUUCUGGAGUAUUGGGUGGCGGUCGUGUGGAGGAAGUGUGUGAGGGGAAUGACGAUGAAAGCAGUGUCACAUAGACUAAGCUAUGCUAUGUUUCAUUCCAGUACCACUGUUUUUCAAAACUUGUGAACGUCUAAGAAGGGACCACAUGCACAAUUAUCUGAUAAACAAUCCGAUACCUCGACAGUUUUGCGUGAGUGUGCCAUACGUGGUGUGUUUGGAAAUAAUACCCAUUACAAAGUGCCCAUUGCUGGCUCACCUGUGUGUCUACUUCUUAAAGAUGUUCAAGAAGACCAGGCUGCUAUGGUGACUCAAUCGGUCACUUUUGCAUACAAACUGCCUCACUAGCACAGAACGUGUGUUCACUGUUACUCUAAAGUGCCAUUCUGUUCUGUACGAUUAUGUUGUGUACAUUACUGUAUCUCAGAUGUGAAGUUUUAAUGUACUUUCACAUAGUAUAUUCCCUCCUGAAUGUUAAAUGAAUAGUUCACCAAAAAAUGAAAAUUCUGUUAUCAUUAACUAUCCACAAGAUGAAUUUCUUUGUUCAGCUGAACACAAAGGAAGAUUUUUGUAAGCAGGAACACCCUACACUUCCAUAGUAGAACCAAACAAAUACUAUGGAAGUCAAUGGUGCCCAAAAACAUUUCUCAAAAUAUCUAUAUACAGGUGUUUUAUAACUUGAGGGUGAGCGAACGAUGGCAGAAUUUUUGUUUUUGGGUGAACUAGCCCUUUAAUGUACAGAUUUCUUAGAUAGAUAGCCGACAGAAAUAGGAAAUCACUACACUUUGUUGUUUUUACUGCUUAUAGAACAGGAAAGUUUAGGGGCAUGUAGGUGGUUGGAUCUAAACGCUAAAUUAAUAGUUUUACUAGAUGUGCCCUUUUACCCAUGGUCGUAACCACCAUAAACCAGUGCAGGGUUGCAAGAUAUGGAAGAGAAAUAUGGUAACUUGCUAGAUAAUGCGAUAUUUAAUAGACGGUACAAAUAUGGAUUCAAUUUGAAAAAUUGAUUUAAUUAUUUAUUUUGAUAUAAUCACAUCAAUCUCUCUAUCUAGCUCUGCUAUCUGAAUCAACCUAAAACUUUGGUUGUGUCCAAAAUAGCACCAUAUAGACCCUUUUACUGUUUUUCACACUGAUGACGUAGAAACGUAGGCGCACGGAUUUUGGCACGAAGUAUGGCGAGAAUCAGCAGCGUGUCAAGCUACGCGAGCGGAUUAAGUAACACAGACGGAAAAGGUUGUUUUAAAAAGUUGACUUUAUUAAAUGGUAUCCGGCUACCGGAUCCGGACGCGAUCCUGUCAGAAUCCUAUAAAACUUAAGCCCCUUGUUGGAAUUUCGAUUAGUGCAACGUAAAUGCAACAACCAGACAUUUUGAUGCUGAGAAACUGUUUUGAUAAACUUGCUAACAUGUUGAGGAACACCACCACUUCCGUUGCCAAAAUGCGUGGGAACGAUUUGAUCACGUGGGCUGUAAAAGGGUUUGUACCCUUAAAUAGUGCACUAUUUGAAGAGACAGCCAUUUUGUAGUGGUGUCCAAAAUUAUCGAGUGCACUUAUUUAAUACUAUAAAGUAGUCGAAUAUCUUGUUCACACUGUCAGUCCAAAUCCGAUUUUGGUGCAAAUCCGAUUUGACAUACUCGCUGUCAAUAUUGUGUAUCACAACUGUUCAGAUCCGAUCUGACAAAAUCCAAGCCGAAGAACAGACAUUUAAUCUGGAAAGGCAAGUUAUUCAACUAAACAAUAGCACAAAACAGCAAGCUGAAUAGGUGUACGUACAUGUUAAAGUAACAUAAACAGUUAUUUACACGAUAAACAAUAGGAUACAGAACUUACCUGGGAGGCUGAAUUGGCUAAAUUAACACAACAAGCCAAAUCAAGUUCAAAAAGGUCCCGAAGUCAUUCCGCAUCACUGAAUCCAUUGAAUUACAUAAAUACAGGAGCAGCAUAGAGCGGACGGUAAUGGUAUCUCUUGAUUCAUACAAAUUAAUUCACACCUGACUUCAUGUUCCAGGACCCACCAAAAUAUGAAAAAGUGCGAUUUAUAGUCCGGAAAAUACAGUAGCCUGAAACGGAUUAGAAAAAAAACAGAUUUCAUGUGGUUUUUGGUCGUUCACACGUCCUAAAUGUGAUUGAUUCUGAUCAGACAUGCACCAAAAUCAGAUUUGGACUGACAGUGUGAACAAGGUCUCUGUGUGCGAAAUCUCUCAGUCGGACUCGUUUUCAUUCACUCAUUCAAGUGGACUAUAUUAGCAAACUAAUGUAGGGAAUAAUGAAUGAAGGCUAAUUCGGACACAGCCUUUGACUACAUUGCGAUAUUACACUUAUAUCUUGCAGCCAUAACUUACAUUGUGGGGGCUCUCCAAUAUUGACCAAUAUACUAUUCAAUGUUGUAUAUUUCAAAUGUUGAUUCUAAAUUAUUACAUUUAGUCCUGCUUGGACCCUUCGAAAAACACAUUGUGGGAUAACUAAACAGUAAACAUGACUAAAAUAAGAACAUAAGUUUAAGACCCAAGCACCAAACAUCCAACUACUGAACUGUUGGACUUUAGAUGUAGCUUACAAUAGUGAUCGAUUACAAGAGUUUGCCUUCCAUGAAGGCUAUCGAGAUUCACAAUGUUUGAAAAGUAAAUCUAUGAAGUAUGCAAAUGCCAAACGAGUGUGAAUGUCUGAGUGAAUUAUGAAGAGUGUUAAGAGAGAUGAAAGUAAUUCUGUAGAACUUAAAUGAUGUUGCUUAGAUUUGGAUCUGUUCUCCUGAUAUGACUGCCUCUGUGAUUGAUGUUUUAGGUGGCAUGUGGUGUGGAUGCUCAAUUAAUAGUUCAUUUAAAUAAUCCUGUGAGAACCAGAUACCUCAGACUUUAACAUAUUUACAAUAUCUUAUGAUAAAACCUCUGACAUAUAGAGAAUCAUAUAGCUGUUGCUUAUCCACACAUUUCAGUUUCUUUUAUAUUUCAGACUAGUAAGUAAAGUGAGAAUAAGGUUUCAAAAUAGACUCAAAAAUAUCCACGGUGAGAAUGAAAAGCAUGAUUCAGUGCUUGCUUAUUGAGUAAUCUGGUUAUACACGUCUGUAUUCUGUACUAAAAAUACAAUUAUUUCAUUCAUUGUGUUGAAUCUGAUCUACUUUUGGAAAUUGAAUGACACAAUCUACACAUUUUGGCAGAAGUAAAUAAAGUAACUUAAAAUUG
Paramisgurnus dabryanus is the source of this 5229-nucleotide messenger RNA. RefSeq names its product zinc finger and BTB domain containing 22b (gene zbtb22b). Lineage: Eukaryota; Metazoa; Chordata; Actinopteri; Cypriniformes; Cobitidae. Gene Ontology annotation, biological process: regulation of transcription by RNA polymerase II. The record is from RefSeq and is a predicted model, not a curated record. Gene Ontology annotation, molecular function: protein binding; RNA polymerase II cis-regulatory region sequence-specific DNA binding; DNA-binding transcription factor activity, RNA polymerase II-specific.